UCUUCAUGCUCUAAUUACGAAAGCGACUCACCAUCCAUCUAUACGGACACACCAUUUAUGCUCCAACUGCGGAAGGGGCCAUUAUCAGUCAUCAUAUCGCACAUUACUAUUGCCUCUGAUACAUUUAUUAAUAGGGUGUUUUUCAAAGGUAACCCACCGUCGUGUCCGGUGGCUUAACUUCACCGUCGUCUCCCUCGCUUUCUAGUUACAAGCGGCAAGCCGUCGUAUCUCUCUCUCGUCUCCCGUCGUCUCCCGUCUUUUCAGGAAGAAAAUUUAAGGAAUUGAAGAAGAUGUGAACAGCACCCAAGCCGGAUCCUUCAACUUUUAAUCUUGUUCUUUGGUUCCUUCUAAACGGCACCGUUUGAACGUCCGCUAAAUUGGCUACAGAAUAAUCUUUCAACUUUCUCUCUCAACUUUUUUUUUUUUCCUGUUAUCUUCUUUUGAAAAGCGGUUAAUGCCUGCCAUUGGUUUCAGAUUCUUUCAACUUUCUCUCUCGAAAACCGUAACUAAGCUUCAGCACUGUUUCAUUUAUGCUCGCUGCUUCGAAACCCAGAUCGCAUUUUCCAAAACCCAUUACCCGAAACUCACGAAUGAUGACUCACAACUCCUCCGUUACCUUUCCAAACGUAGGCUUGAAGAAGCAUGUAACAUGGUUGAAGAAUUGUCUGAGAGAGACCGACAUUCCCGAAUCGUACACUGGACUUCAUUGCUGUCAAAGUACUCGAAGAAUGGCUUUGUUGAUGAAGCCCGGACGCUCUUUGAUGUCAUGCUUGAGAGGAAUGUUAUUACUUAUAAUGUGAUGUUGUUUGGGUAUGUGCAGAGUGGUAGGUUGAGUGAGGCUUGGCGGUUCUUUGAGGAGAUGCCUGAAAGGAAUGUUGUGUCUUGGACUUCAAUGCUUUGUGGGUUGGCAGAUGCAGGAAGGAUUGCUGAGGCGAAGAGGUUGUUUGAAGUGAUGCCGGAAAGGAAUGCUGUCUCUUGGAAUUCGAUGGUAGUGGGGUUGAUUAGGAAUGGGGAUUUGGAAGAAGCAAGGCUGGUUUUUCAGCUAAUGCCAGAUAAGAAUACAGUUUCUUGGAAUACUAUGAUUGCGGGGUAUGCUGAGAAUUGUAGAAUGGAAGAAGCAAAAGUGUUGUUUGAUGAGAUGCAAGAGAGAAAUUUGGUCACUUGGACUAGCAUGAUAACUGGUUAUUGUAGAAUGGGCAAUGUGGAAGAGGGGUAUUGUCUGUUUCAGAGGAUGCCUGAGAGGAACAUUGUUUCUUGGACAGCCAUGAUAGGUGGGUUCACUUGGAAUGGGUUCUAUAAAGAAGCUUUGUUGCUUUUUCUUGAAAUGAGAGGGGAUUUUGAUGUAAAACCAAAUGGGGAGACCUUCAUUUCACUUGCUUAUGCUUGUGCUGGUGUAGCUUUUCAUCGUCUUGGCAUGCAGUUGCAUGCUCAGCUGGUCAUUAACAGUUGGGACUAUGAUGAUUAUGAUGGCAGGUUAUCGAGGAGCCUCAUUCACAUGUACUCUAUUUUUGGUAUGAUGGAUUUUGCACACUACAUUUUUAUGAAUAAUCCAGAUAUAUAUUCUUAUAAUUCUAUGAUCAAUGGCUAUAUUCGCAUUGCACAGCUGGAGAAGGCUCAAAAUUUGUUUGACAUGGUACCCAUCCGAGAUAAGAUUUCAUGGACUUCUAUGAUUAGUGGCUAUUUCAGUGUUGGGCAAGUAUCGAGGGCAUGUUAUAUGUUCUACAAUAUGCCUGAAAGAGAUGUAGUUGCAUGGACUGCAAUGAUUUCAGGGCAUGUCCAAAAUGAGUUUUUUGCUGAAGCUACCUACUUAUUUUCAGAAAUGCGAGCCCAGGGUGUUUCACCUCUAAGUUCCACGUAUUCUGUUCUUCUUGGAGCCACUGGUGCAUUGUCAUAUCUUGAUCAGGGGAGGCAGUUCCAUUGCAUGAUGAUGAAAACAUUGUAUGAAUUUGAGUUGAUUCUCGGGAAUUCUCUGAUCUCAAUGUAUGCAAAAUGUGGGGAGAUAGGUGAUGCAUUUAGCAUAUUCUCAAACAUGAUUUCUCGGGAUUUAAUUUCUUGGAAUUCCAUGAUCAUGGGGUUUUCACAUCAUGGGCUAGCAAAUGAAACCCUCAAGAUCUUUGAAGACAUGCUUAGAUUUGGGACCCACCCAGAUUCUGUUACUUUUUUGGGGGUCCUAUCAGCAUGUAGCCAUGCUGGACUGGUCAGUCAAGGGGGGGAAAUAUUUAGAGCCAUGAGUGAUGCUUAUGCAAUUCAACCAGGUUUGGAGCAUUAUAUUUGUAUGAUUAAUCUUUUGGGCCGAGCUGGGAAAGUAAAACAAGCGGAGGAGCUAGCGUUGGGGCUACCCCUUAAGUCAGAUCGUGCUGUUUGGGGGUCAUUGCUUGGUGUAUGUGGAUUUCAUGAGACAAAUGCUGAGAUCGCUAGGCGUGCAGCCAAACGACUCCUUGAACUGGAUCCUUUUAAUGCACCUGCCCAUGUGGUGCUCUGUAACAUUUAUGCAGCAAAUGGGAAGCAUGUUGAGGGAACAAUGUUGAGGAAAAAGAUGAAAUUGAAGGGUGUCACAAAGGUUCCUGGCUGUAGUUGGAUACUGCUGAAAGGGAAGGCUCAUGUUUUCCUGUCAGGAGAUAAAUUACAUCCACAAUUGGAUGAGAUGUUAGCUCUCUUAUGUAGGACAGCAGGUAAAUCAUAAGAAAGUGGGUGAAAUAUGUAAGCUGUGGGGGAAGUUUGUGUUCAUUGGAUAGAUGCAAAUAUUUGUGAGGAUCAUACUAGAUUAGACAUUAUCACCUUCCAAAACCAUUUUUUUUAUUGGAGUUGAGACACAUCUAUAUGGCAAGGAUUUUACCUCUUGAACUAGGCAGAGGAUAUGCUACCACGAUUACACUUUUUUUUUUUUUUUUU
Molecule: messenger RNA, 2892 nt
Organism: Corylus avellana
Lineage: Eukaryota; Viridiplantae; Streptophyta; Magnoliopsida; Fagales; Betulaceae
Source: RefSeq, a predicted model, not a curated record